AUGCUCUGCGCAGACAUCUCCGACUCUCUCGUCCAGUCAUGCCACACCCACUCCUCGAGCCCCUCCGCGCAACUCGCAAACUGCAGCGCCCACCUCCCCAAAAGCAGCACAGAAGAAUGGGCCCUGCUCAACUUCACCGCAGACACCUUCCGCGCGAUCGGGAUGCACGGGUACGUCGUCCGCCCUGUCGAGCCCACCGCAGCCACACUCUGCACAAACGCAACAACAAACGCCCUGCAGUUCAUCACGCUCUCCCUAACCACGGGGUAG
Messenger RNA from Aspergillus puulaauensis, 270 nucleotides. RefSeq lists its product as uncharacterized. NCBI's taxonomy places the organism in Eukaryota, Fungi, Ascomycota, Eurotiomycetes, Eurotiales, Aspergillaceae. Bases 1 to 270 code for a protein of 89 amino acids. The transcript has a single exon. The record is from RefSeq and is a predicted model, not a curated record.